AUGGAAAAACAGGAUUUUAAAGAUAGUGGAUUUGAAAUAAAAACAGCUGUAAUACUUGCUGAUUUUGCUAAAAAGUGUAAGGAUAAAAGAUUGUGUUUCUGUUCCUCAUACUUCAAUUUAAAUGAAGCAUUAGCAGAAUAUGGAGUAGAAAAUUUGAUUAUUCUUACUGAAAGUUUGGCCUUGACUCUAAUGGCAUAG
Molecule: messenger RNA, 198 nt
Organism: Rhizophagus irregularis DAOM 181602=DAOM 197198
Lineage: Eukaryota; Fungi; Glomeromycota; Glomeromycetes; Glomerales; Glomeraceae
Source: RefSeq, a predicted model, not a curated record